Messenger RNA from Phaeoacremonium minimum UCRPA7, 429 nucleotides. Its product is annotated as putative benzoate 4-monooxygenase cytochrome p450 protein. Lineage: Eukaryota; Fungi; Ascomycota; Sordariomycetes; Togniniales; Togniniaceae. The record is from RefSeq and is a predicted model, not a curated record. Gene Ontology annotation, molecular function: oxidoreductase activity, acting on paired donors, with incorporation or reduction of molecular oxygen; heme binding; iron ion binding. Bases 1 to 429 code for a protein of 142 amino acids. The transcript is spliced from 2 exons.
AUGGGCGGCCUUGUUGACAGAACCCACAUCCAUGGGUUCCGUGACCUUAACUUCACUGCCAUAGUCGUAACCUUCUCCUUUGUAUACAUCCUAUAUGGCGUCGUCCUCGUCGUCUACCGCCUCUAUUUCCACGCCCUCACUAGGUUCCCGGGGCCCAAGCUCGCUGCCGCCACGCACUGGUACGAGGCCUACCAUGACCUCUUCGCCAAAGGCGGCGGAGGCCAGUUUACCUGGGAGGUGAAACGCAUGCACCAAAAGUACGGCCCCAUCGUGCGCAUCAACCCGGACGAGCUGCACAUUGAUGACUACGAGUUCUACGAAACUCUCUACAUCAACGAUCGGCCCUCCCAGCCGAUAGACAAGUCCGACAAGUUCCGGUAUCCACCGCGAGCGCCGCGCCGCGCUGGCCCCCAGCUUUGCGAGGCAUAG